This is a messenger RNA of Saimiri boliviensis boliviensis (Bolivian squirrel monkey), 2334 nucleotides long. RefSeq names its product hyaluronidase 4 (gene HYAL4). Gene Ontology annotation, cellular component: cytoplasmic vesicle. NCBI's taxonomy places the organism in Eukaryota, Metazoa, Chordata, Mammalia, Primates, Cebidae. Gene Ontology annotation, biological process: carbohydrate metabolic process; hyaluronan catabolic process. Gene Ontology annotation, molecular function: hyalurononglucosaminidase activity. The record is from RefSeq and is a predicted model, not a curated record.
UCUCAAUCUGUCACCAAGGCUGGAGUGCAGUGGCAUGAUCUUGACUCACUGCAACCUCUGCCUCAUGGUUUCAAGUGAUUAUCCUGCCUUAACCUCCUGAGUAGCUGGGACUACAAAAGUGUGCCACCAUGCCUGGCUAAUUUUUGCAUUUUUAGUAGAGAUGGGGUUUUGCCAUAUUGGCUGGGCUAAUUUUGAACUCCUGAUCUCAAGUGAUCUGCCUGCCUCAGCCUCCCAAAAUGCUAGGAUUACAGGAGUGAGCCAUGAUGUCUGGCUAUUUAUACUAUCUAUUUCACUGAUGAUUCCUUCCCUCAUUUCUUGUAUCAUUUAAAAAAAUUUUCUUAAAUUGGAUUUCACCUUUCUGUGUUGCCUCCUUGAUUAGCUUAAUAACUGAUCUUCGGAAUUCUUUUUCAGGAAAAUCAGAAAUUUCUUCUUGGUUUGGAGCCAUUGCUGGACAUCUUUGCCAUUCAACCUCUGAUUUGCCCAAGGUGACUAAAGAACCAGCAGCAAACAAAAGCAAAGGUCUUCUAGAGUGCAUUAGAGCAGAAGACAACGUAAGAUUUGUAUCUUACCAUGAAAGCAUUAUCUGAAGGACUGUUAAGGCUUUGUGUUGUUCAACCAGUACAUCUCACGUCAUGGCUCCUUAUAUUUUUUAUUCUAAAGUCUAUCUCUUGUCUAAAACCUGCUCGACUUCCAAUUUAUCAAAGGAAGCCUUUUAUAGCUGCUUGGAAUGCUCCAACAGAUCAUUGUUUGAUAAAAUAUAAUUUAAGACUAAAUUUGAAAAUGUUUCAGGUGAUUGGAAGUCCACUGGCCAAGGCCAGGGGACAAAAUGUCACUAUAUUUUAUGUCAACAGAUUGGGAUACUAUCCAUGGUAUACAUCAAAAGGGGUCCCCAUUAAUGGGGGUCUCCCACAGAACAUAAGUUUACAAGAACAUCUGGAAAAAGUUGACCAAGAUAUUAAUUAUUACAUCCCUGCUGAAGAUUUCAGUGGACUUGCUGUUAUAGAUUGGGAAUAUUGGCGACCACAGUGGGCCCGGAACUGGAAUGCAAAAGAUGUCUACAGACAAAAGUCAAGAAAGUUUAUUUCCGACAUGGGAAAGAACGUAUCAGCUACUGAUAUUGAAUAUUUAGCUAAAGUGACCUUUGAAGAAAGUGCAAAAGCUUUUAUGAAAGAAACCAUCAAACUGGGAAUUAAGAGCCGACCCAAAGGCCUUUGGGGUUAUUAUUUAUAUCCUGAUUGCCACAAUUAUAACGUUUAUACCCCAAACUAUACUGGAUCAUGUCCAGAAGAGGAAAUCUUGAGGAACAAUGAGCUCUCUUGGCUCUGGAACAGCAGUGCUGCUUUAUAUCCUUCUAUCGGUAUCAGGAAAUCCCUUGGAGACAGUGAAAACGUUUUGCGCUUCUCCCAAUUUCGGGUGCACGAAUCCAUGAGAAUCUCCACCAUGACAUCUUAUGAUUAUGACCUGCCUGUAUUUGUCUACACAAGGCUGGGGUACAGAGAUGAGCCUUUAUUUUUUCUUUCUAAGCAAGAUCUAGUCAGCACCAUAGGAGAAAGUGCUGCCUUGGGAGCUGCAGGCAUCGUUAUCUGGGGAGACAUGAAUUUAACUUCAUCCAAGGCCAAUUGUACAAAGGUGAAGCAGUUUGUGAGUUCUGAUUUAGGGAGCUACAUAGUCAAUGUGACCGGAGCUGCUGAGGUAUGCAGCCUUCACCUCUGCAGGAACAAUGGGAGGUGCAUAAGGAAGAUGUGGAACGCACCCAGUUACCUUCACUUGAACCCUGCAAGUUACCACAUAGAGGCCUCUGAGGAUGGGGAAUUUACUGUGAAAGGAAAAGCAUCUGAUACAGACCUGGCAGUGAUGGCGGAUAAGUUUUUCUGUCAUUGUUAUCAGGGAUAUGAAGGAGCUGAUUGCAGAGAAAUGAAGAUGGCUGAUGGCUGCUCUGGGGUUUCUCCUUCUCCUGGCUCACUAAUAGCACUGUGUCUGCUGCUUUUAGCAAGUUAUCAAAGCAUUCAGUUGUGAGAUAAUUGAGUUUAAAGGGAAUUAUGUGGCCUCUAGCCAAGUCAUUUAAAGAAAGAUGUAACUUAUGACAAUUUUUUUCUCCUAUGAAUUCUAUUGAGAGGUAUUAUAAGUAGACAUUAUGCAUGUCACAACAUAAACAGAAGGAUAUUAUUUUAUUUGCCUCCAAUUUGGCUAGGAAACCAGAUCUGGAGUAAAGUCAAUGUACGCUUCCUCCUUAUUGGAAUAUUUAAGUUACAUUUAAAUUAAAGUUAGUAUAAUUUAGUUUUUACGUGAAUGAACAUACAUAAAAGUAUACAUUAAAUCAUUGAUUUCAAAGAC